AUGCACAACAAGGCGGCGCCGCCGCAGAUCCCGGACACCCGGCGGGAGCUGGCGGAGCUCGUGAAGCGGAAGCAGGAGCUGGCGGAAACACUGGCAAACUUGGAAAGACAGAUCUAUGCUUUUGAAGGAAGCUACCUGGAAGACACUCAGAUGUAUGGCAAUAUUAUUCGUGGCUGGGAUCGGUACCUGACCAACCAAAAAAACUCCAAUAGCAAAAACGAUCGAAGGAACCGGAAGUUUAAGGAAGCUGAGCGGCUCUUCAGUAAAUCCUCAGUGACUUCAGCAGCUGCAGUGAGCGCGUUGGCAGGAGUUCAGGAUCAGCUCAUUGAAAAGAGGGAGCCGGGAAGCGGGACGGAAAGUGAUACUUCUCCAGACUUCCACAAUCAGGAAAAUGAGCCCAGCCAGGAGGACCCUGAGGAUCUGGAUGGAUCUGUGCAGGGAGUGAAGCCUCAGAAGGCUGCUUCUUCUACUUCCUCAGGGAGUCAUCACAGCAGCCAUAAAAAACGAAAGAAUAAAAACCGGCACAGCCCGUCUGGCAUGUUUGAUUAUGACUUUGAGAUUGAUCUGAAGUUAAACAAAAAACCACGAGCUGACUAUUAGAAGACUCAUUAGUGCAGAAGCUUCCAGGCUAUAGAGCCCUGCUUCCCUCCUCCGACCUCACAAAGAUAAAUAUCCCUCACCUGAGCGUGCGGCCACCCACCUCUGCUUUCCCAGACCCAGUGCCUGUGACUCUGAAUAGUUUGUUCUGAACCGUGGUGACAAGUCAUUUCUGUAAGACCACAUUGGAUCAUUUACUUUGUGUCAUUUUUGGUAACAGAACAGCAAGAAGACCAAGACGUGGUUACAAUUCCAGCAAGUUGCUAACUGUGCGUUUUUCCCUUCUUGGAAUGAGUGUCUCCCCCCCUCCCCCCCCCCCAACUGGCUGGCACCAGCUUCUUCGUCUGUGAUACCCAUUGAGACAUGUUCUCCGGUUUUGUUUUAUGCCGAAAGUAGAACAUAGGUCACAUUUCAGAGGGAGGCUGUAAAUAUCUGGCAUUUUCCUAUUUGGUUUGUGUUUUAUUAUUUUUCUAUUGUUUUUACCAUCUUCUUUUCUUUUGGGACUUUUUGUAAUGCCGUUGUACAGCUCAUACCUUCCUGCUGGCAUAUCUGAUCGUCCGCUUCGCACAGUUGCCACUACUUUUAACAGAGAAUGAUCUGGUUUACCAUAAAUAAGAUGGGAAACGCGGCUCUGUGUUUUUUUUUUGCAGGGGAAAGGUAAAGAGUGUUUAUUUAAUAAUUACCUAUCUUAAAUCUUUCUGCGUUGGAAGCAGUUUCAUGUUCAAGGAACAGGAAAAGCUGAAAGACCUAAGUUUAAAUCAAUCCUUUUAAAAUAUUUUUAUUCUUUUAUAUAAAUAAAAUUUCACAGGUGUUGACUUCUCAUGCUUUACUUUUAAACCUGAGAUUGUUUUUUCACUUAUUUUAUUUAUUCAUAUCAUGCCUGAUGGAAAUUUCUUUCAUUCUCCAUUUUUCUCUCUUUGCUGGUAUCUGCCUGAUUAAACGUUGCUCUAAAGAUCAUUAAGGCAUAUGGAAAGGCUCUCAGUUGCACCCAAAGCCAGUAAUGUAUGGAGUUCUUGAGCAGAGUGAAAGAUAGGAUCCGCGAGAGCCAGCGAUGCCCGGCAGACCCCCUUCUUCACCGGGCCGGCCAGGCUGAGGAUCUUGCCGAUUUGUUGAACUGUCGCCUGCCUCUUGAGUGGUGCUCUACCUCGGCUGCUCACUGGAAUCACCUGGAGAGCUUAAAGACCUACCGAUGCCUGGGCCCUCCCCCCACCAGAGACUCUGACUGGGGUGCAGUCUAGUUUUGGGGCUUUCCUUCCAAAGAGUUCCUGGGAUUCUGAUAAGAAGCCAGGUUGCGAACCACUGCAUUAGGAGUGUUUGAUUGAAAUCCUAUGUUGCGAAUCAGUCUGUGGGAUAAGAUUUGGGGCCCCACCUUUCCUUUGAUGCUGUUUAGUCAUAGUCCUUGAUUUAUGCCCAUAUCUUUGUUAGAAAAAAUAUGUUCCAUUGUGAUAAUAUUGGUAGAGCUGAAUACGGAUGGCAUCUGUUAUCAGAAUGAGUCUACCUUGUCGGAUGUGCAAACGCUUUCAGUCUUGUUCUCAAAUAAACUUUUUUUUUUUUUUUGACUCUGUGG
Molecule: messenger RNA, 2164 nt
Organism: Herpailurus yagouaroundi (jaguarundi)
Lineage: Eukaryota; Metazoa; Chordata; Mammalia; Carnivora; Felidae
Gene: MEAF6
Product: MYST/Esa1 associated factor 6
Exons: 8
Coding region: 1-600 (199 amino acids)
Cellular component (GO): histone acetyltransferase complex
Source: RefSeq, a predicted model, not a curated record